Molecule: messenger RNA, 2202 nt
Organism: Nematolebias whitei (Rio pearlfish)
Lineage: Eukaryota; Metazoa; Chordata; Actinopteri; Cyprinodontiformes; Rivulidae
Gene: bin2a
Product: bridging integrator 2a
Exons: 13
Coding region: 428-1831 (467 amino acids)
Biological process (GO): podosome assembly; plasma membrane tubulation; phagocytosis, engulfment
Cellular component (GO): phagocytic cup; podosome; cytoplasm
Molecular function (GO): phospholipid binding; protein binding
Source: RefSeq, a predicted model, not a curated record
CACUGACCUCUCCCGCAAGGAUAUAAUCUCCUGCCUUGGCUUUAUGACAUUUGAGGUCAGAGCUGCCCCGCUUACCUGAGUCCCCACGCUGUCACCAGCCCGGCCUGGACCUUCUGACGGGCAUGAGUAGCUCCUCCCCAGAUACGACUCAGGUGUGUAAGGAGUAUAAAUGUGCCAGAACCUGCCAACAGAGAGAGACAGGUACGUUGGACGUUGGCAUGGCGGAUCGCUCCACUUGUUUCAGAGCAAGGCGUGUCCGAUAAAUCUUUUACCCGGAGUUCUGCAGAUGACUGGUUCCAAAGGUCAAGGGUAAAAGAUACACAGAAGCAGUGAGGAGAGAGAAGACGGAGUACAGAAAAGCUGAGGUGAUUCAUUAGUGAAAUAAUUCAUAUAUUGUCACUUGUAUCAACAGAAAUAACACAUAAACAUGGCAGAGAGCACGAGUCCUAAAGGCACAUCUGGCGACUUUGCUAAAAAGGUCCAAAGACAGCUGAGCAGAAGCAAAGAAAAGGUUUUGCAAAAGCUUGGAAAGACGCUGGAGACCAGAGAUGACCAGUUUGAUCAGUACCUCCAAACCUUCAUCGACCAGCAGAGCGAUGGCAACCGAAUAUACAAGGACCUGAGGAACUACAUCACUGCAGUGAGAGACAUGCGUGAAGCUUCAAGACGCCUUUCUCAGUCUCUGUUUGAUGUUUACGAAAGCGACUGGGCCGGGGAGGAAGAUCUGGGAGCCAUCGUAGAGGGGGAGGACCUGCUGUGGAACGACUUCGAGGUCAAGCUGAUAGACCAGGCUGUCCGCACCAUGGAGUCCUACGUGGGCCAGUUCCCAGACAUGAGGGAGAAAAUUGCCAAGAGGGGAAGAAAACUGGUCGACUACGACUCGUGUCUUCACCAUCUGGAGGCUCAGCAGUCGUCGAAGAAGAGGGAUGAUAUCAAGAUAAACAAGGCAAAGGAGGAGAUGAAAGCUGCCAAAGCUGUUUAUGAAAGGAUCAACACUGAGCUGAAAGACGAGCUUCCUGUUCUCCAUGACAGCCGCAUCGGAUGCUACGUGACCGUCUUCUCAUCUGUGUCUAAUUUACGAGACAUCUUCUAUAAGGAAAUGAACACGCUCAAUCUUGAUCUACAGAGUGUAAUAAAAGAGCUCCAGGCUCAGCAUCCUGACAAAGGGUUUGCAGUGAGAGGUGUGCAGAGGUAUGGCUCCUUGAGAAGGACUCUGAUGUCCCCUAGGGCCUGGAAAUCCAGUUUUUCUGAGUUUCACAGGAGCUACAGCCCCAGGAACAGCCAGCGGUCCAGUUUCAGGUCCUCUGACAAGUCUCGCUACGGCACUCUGUCCAGAGAGGGCAGUACGCUCGGCGUCUCCUCGAAGCCUUCGUCCCUGGAGAGCCCUCUGUCUGAAUCCAGGGAGCUGGACGCUGCAUCGAUCCACAGUGAGAGACGCAGCUCUGCAGGACAAGACACCGCUGCCUCCACUGUGGAAACAUCAGGGCGGGAGCUGAAGACAGAAGAAAACAGCAGUCAGGCUGAAGGGGGGGAAGGCUGGAAGGAGCCGGCUGAGAAGAAAGACGGGGAAAAAGCUCCACCAAGUGCGAGCAGCUCUGAACUGAACGUGUCUUGUGACUCGGAGAGCUUGGAGCUGCAGCUGUCUGCCGCACACAGCGGCCCACUGCACAUCGAAGAAGACGCCGUGACCUCUGACCCUGAAAAACCAAAUGGUCUGGAAAAUGGUGUGGUCAGUGGGUUGAACUCUGACCCCAAGGACCUGAGCACUCUGCACAAGGAUGUGUCUGCAGGAAAGGAGGCGCUCCAAGACUCAAAGAGCACAACGGUUUAAAGUUUUCACCAUUUUAUAAAAAGAACGUCGGGACAGAACACGAGACUGAAGACAACAGCUGCAGCGACGAGCCCAGCUCUUCUCUAAUGUCCGCUUCUGUUGUUGAGUUUUUUAUCUAUUGAUGAAAUUAACUUUAUAUGAUGUUCGUUCUGAGAGACUGAAACAAAACCAACACCCAUAGUUUUAAUGAUAAACGUACUAAAAAGGUUUACACUGACUAUCUGUAUUAAAGUCUGUGUUUGAAACUAAAACCGCUGAGCUACACGCGCUGCUCUCCGACCACCUGACAGCUAUAAAACGUGUGUUUCACUUUAAGUACCUAUGAAUAAUCUAAGACUUUAAUCAAAUGUAGUUUUAUGUGUCACUUAUGA